Messenger RNA from Charadrius vociferus (killdeer), 1200 nucleotides. It is a transcript of the gene DPEP1, whose product is annotated as dipeptidase 1 (renal). The transcript has 10 exons. Gene Ontology annotation, molecular function: metallodipeptidase activity. Gene Ontology annotation, biological process: proteolysis. The record is from RefSeq and is a predicted model, not a curated record. The annotation marks the transcript as partial. NCBI's taxonomy places the organism in Eukaryota, Metazoa, Chordata, Aves, Charadriiformes, Charadriidae.
CCUUGCGCCGGUCAGCAUCACCGGGAGGAGGCCGAGCGCAUCAUGACGACCACGCCGGUCAUCGACGGGCACAACGACCUGCCCUGGCAGCUCCUCAAGAAGUUCAACAACCAGCUGGGGCUGCCGGAGGCCAACCUCACCACGCUGAACGGCACCCACACCAACAUCCCCAAACUGCGCAGGGGGCAUGUGGGCGGGCAGUUCUGGUCGGCGUACGUGCCCUGCGACACGCAGAACAAGGACGCGGUGAAGCGCACGCUGGAGCAGAUCGACGUGGUGCACCGCAUGUGCGAGCUCUACCCCGAGACCUUCUCCUGCGUCGUCGACAGCAACGGCAUCCAGCAGGCUUUCCAGAACAAGAAGGUGGCCAGCCUCAUCGGGGUGGAGGGCGGCCACUCCAUCGACAGCAGCCUGGGCGUCCUGCGCACCUUCUACCGCCUGGGCGUCCGCUACAUGACCCUCACCCACAGCUGCAACACCCCCUGGGCUGACAACUGGCUGGUGGACACUGAGGAUGAGCAGCCCCAGCAUUACGGCCUCUCGUCCUUUGGGAAGACAGUGCUGGUGGAGAUGAACCGUCUGGGCAUGAUUGUGGACCUGGCCCACGUCUCGGUGGACACCAUGAAGGUCGUGCUGAAGCUCUCCAAAGCCCCUGUCAUCUUCAGCCACUCGUCUGCCUACAGCCUCUGCCAACAUCGCCGCAACGUGCCCGAUGAAGUGCUGAGUAUAGUGGCUUCCACGGGCAGCCUGGUGAUGGUCAACUUCUACAACGACUACGUGACGUGUGGGGACACAGCCAUGCUGGCCAACGUUGCGGAUCACAUGGACCACGUGAAGAAGGUGGCCGGUGCCCAGUCCGUCGGCUUCGGUGGGGACUAUGAUGGUGUGACGAGGCUCCCCACCAACCUGGAGGACGUCUCCACAUACCCCGCGCUGGUGGCUGAGCUGCUGGCGAGGAACUGGACGGAGGCAGAGGUGAAGAUGGCUCUGGCCGAAAACCUGCUCCGGGUCUUCAGGAAGGUGGAGGAGGUGAAGAACAGCAUGCAAGGUAUGGCUGCUCAGGAGACACCCAUCGCCUUCGAGGAGCUGGAGGGAUCAUGCAGGACCAGCUAUGGGUACACCAACGGUGCUUCCACAAUCCAGCACCUGCCGGUAGCCCUGGCGCUGGCGCUUGCCCUGCUCCGCUCCCUGCUCUCCUAG